Manis pentadactyla (Chinese pangolin) is the source of this 5802-nucleotide messenger RNA. RefSeq names its product NLR family CARD domain containing 3 (gene NLRC3). NCBI's taxonomy places the organism in Eukaryota, Metazoa, Chordata, Mammalia, Pholidota, Manidae. Bases 2037 to 5318 code for a protein of 1093 amino acids. Gene Ontology annotation, cellular component: cytosol. Gene Ontology annotation, molecular function: protein binding. The record is from RefSeq and is a predicted model, not a curated record. The transcript has 21 exons. Gene Ontology annotation, biological process: negative regulation of canonical NF-kappaB signal transduction.
GGUCAUGGUGAAAGCGGAGCUAAGGGGGAAAUCGAUAUACAUCGCAUUGAUAAACACAUUUAAGGAAAACAAGAAAGAUCUCAAGCACACAACCUAACUUUACAACUUAGGAAGUAGAAAAAGAACAAACUAAACCCAAAGCUAGCAGAAGGAAGGAAAUAAUAAAGAUUAGAGAUAAACAAAAUAGAGAACAGAAACAACAGAGAAAUAUUAAUGAUACCAAAGUUGAUUUUUUGAAGCAACAAAAUAGGCAAACCUUUAGUUAGAUGGACUAAAAAAAAGAGAAGUUUCAAGUUACUAACAUCAGAAAUGAAAAUGGAGAAAGUACUACCAAUUCUACAGAAACAAAAAGGAUAAUAAGAGAAUACUAUGAACAAAUAUAGGCCAACAGAUCAGAUAACCUAGUUGAAAUGAAAAAAUUCCUAGAAACACAUAAAACCUAGCAAAACUAAAUUACAAAGAUAUAGAAAAUUUGAAUAGACCUAUAACUAGUAAGGAGACUGUAACAGUAAUCAAAAAUCUCCCCAAAAUGAAAACUCCUGGACCUAGUGGCUUCACUGGUAAGUUCUACCAAACAUUUAAAGAAAUAAUACCAGUCCUUCUCAAACUUUUCCAGUAAAAUUGAAGAGGAAGGAACAGUUUCUAACUCAUCCUAUGAGGCCAGAAUUACCCUAAUACCAAAGCUAAACAAAGACACUACAAGAGAAUAAAACUAAAGACCAAUAUCCCUUAUGAAAAUUGAUACAAAAAUCCUCAACAAAAGUCAAGUAGAAUUUAUUCCUGGAAUGCAAGGAUGGCCCAACAUUGAAAAAUGGAGAUAAUAUAUCACAUCAACAGAAUGAAGGAAAAAGAAACACAUGAUAAUCUUGAUGUGUAGGAAAAAAAAAAGCAUUUGACAAAAUUGAACAUUUCAUGUUAAAAAAAAUUCACAAACUAGAAAUAGAAUAUAGCUGCACAUAAUAAAAUCCAUAUAUGAAAAGUCCACAGUGAACAUAAUACUCAAUAGUGAAAGACUGAAAACAUUUCCUCUAAGGUCAAGAACAAGGCGAGGCUACCUGCUUUCACCAAUAUUCCAUACACUACUGGAAGUCCUAGCCCAGCAAUUAGGCAAGAAAAGGCAUGCAAAUUGGAAAGGAAGAAGUAAAAUAAUUUCUGUUUGCAGCUGAUAUGAUCAUUUUACAUAGAAAACCAUAAAGAUUCUACAAAAUAACUGUUAGAACUAAUAAAUGAAUUCGCCAAAGUAGCAGGAUACAAAGGACAAAAAUCAGUUACAUUUCUGUAGAAUGAACAAUCUGAAAAAGAAAUUACAAAAAACAAAUCUAUUCACAAUAGCAUCAGCAAGAAUAAAAUGGGAAUUAAUUUAACCAAGGAGGCAAAAGACUUGUACAAUGGAAAAUGCCGUUUUCUUCUUUACUGUCAUCAUCCCCCAUCCCCACCACACUCACAGGGUGAGGACUUUGUCUAACUGGUCCACCUUCACACCCCCGUGCCUGGGACACACGUGGGCCCUCAGUAAAUAUCUGCCAGUUGGAUGAGUGAAUGCAGAUACAUCGUGGGAGUACAUCAGUAUUGCUAAAAAGUCAUUUGCUUGCUUAGCAGACAUGCCCAACUUUUUUUUUGAUGUGUAAACAUACUACAAGAGGCAGCAGAUAAUACAGCCCAAGUGGAGUCAGAGGCACUUUGGUUUCUGGGCCAACUCAACCGCUUCCCAGGGCUGUAUCCCGGGAAGGAAGAGGAGAAUGGUGAGAAGGAUCUGAAGACGGGUGCUAAGGGUCUCGCCCUGGCCUGUGUCUACCGUUCCCAGGUGACUGCAGCUGCGCUGGCCACCAUCCACCUGGAAUCCCCGGCACUUGUUAACUCUUCAACAUCACCAUGACCACAAGGGCUGAAAAAUACUAUUUGACUUUUUGCUAGGAAAAAAGCCUCUUCCAGACCUGUGGACAAGGGAUGGCCGACCCCUGCCCCCUGGUAUCCUGGGGCCCUGCUGGAGGCGCUGCCGUUGUGCCGCUGCAGGUUACAAAUGAGGACACUAUGGCAUGAGGAGCCCAGGGGGCCUGCCCGGCAGAACUCAGCUCCUGACGCCAAUCCCAGACUCCAUGAGGAAGCAGGAGGUGUGGACGGGUGGGGAGGCUGGCCAGGGCCAUGGCACUGGCUCCCCAGCAGAGCAGGUGAAAGCCCUUGUGGACCUGCUGGCUGGGAAGGGAGGUCAGGGCCCCCAGGCCCUGCAGACACCCAACAGGACAUCAGAAUCCCCACUGGGGCCCCAGAGCAAAGACUUGAGGAUACAGAGGCACCGUGAAGCUCUACUGAGCAGGGCAGGGGGCAGCCUGGAGCAGGGCAGUCCCUCGCCCAGGCUGACUAGCCUCCUACUGGUGGAGGGCCUGACGGACUUGCAGCUGAAGGAACACGACUUCACGCAGGUGGAGGCCACGCGUGGGGACCCACGCCCUGCGAGGACCGUCUCCCUGGACCAGCUCUUCCUGCCUCUGUCUCGGGUGUCUAUCCCACCCCGAAUCUCUAUCACCAUCGGGGUGGCCGGCAUGGGCAAGACCACCCUGGUGAGGAACUUCAUCCACCUCUGGGCCCGGGGGCAGGUCGGCAAGGACUUCUCGCUGGUGCUGCCUCUGACCUUCCGGGACCUCAACACCUAUGAGAAGUUGUCUGCCGACAGGCUCGUCCACUCUGUCUUCCCGCAUGUCAGUGGGGAGUCCGGCCUGGAGGCCGCAGCCCUAAGCAAAAGCCUCCUGAUCCUGGACGGCCUAGACGAGUGUAAGAUGCCCCUGGACUUCUCCAGCACUGCGGCCUGCACGGACCCCAAGAAGGAGAUCCCGGUGGACCACCUGAUCACCAACAUCAUCCGUGGCAACCUCUGCCCGGAGGUUUCUGUCUGGGUCACCUCCCGCCCCAGCGUGGCUGGCCAGAUCCCAGGGGGCCUGGUGGACCGGAUGACAGAGAUCCGGGGAUUCAACGAGGAGGAGAUCAAGGUGUGUUUGGAGCAGAUGUUCCCCGAAGACCAGACUCUCUCAGGCUGGGCCCUGAGCCAGAUGCAGGCAGACAGGGCCCUGUACCUGAUGUGCACCGUCCCAGCCUUCUGCCAGCUUGCAGGGUCGGCACUGGGCCACGUGGGCCGCAACGGGCUGGGGCCCCAGGAUGCAGAACUGUGGCCUCCAAGGACCCUGUGUGAGCUCUACUCUUGGUAUUUCAGGGCGGCUCUUGGUGGGGAGGGGCAGGAGAAGGGCAGAACAAGCCCUUGCAUCCAGCAGGUGGCCCAUGGCGGCCGCAAGAUGGUGGGGACGUUGGGCCGACUGGCCUUCCACGGGCUGAUCAGGAAGAAGUACGUGUUCUACGAGCCGGACCUGAAGGCAUUUGGCGUGGACCUCCCUCUGCUGCAGGGCACCCUGUGCAGCUGCUUCCUGCGGCGGGAGGACACCCCGGCCUCCUCGGCAGCCUACUGCUUCACCCACCUGUCCCUGCAGGAGUUUGCGGCAGCCGCGUACUACUACAGUGCGUCCAAGAGGGCCAUCUUCGACCUCUUCACGGAGGGGGGCGUGUCCUGGCCCCGGCUCGGCUUCCUCACGCAUUUCAGAAGUGCGGCCCAGAGGGCCAUGCAGAUGGAGGACGGGCGGCUGGACGUGUUCCUGCGCUUCCUCUCAGGCCUCUUGUCACCGAGGGUCAACGCCCUGCUGGCUGGCUCCCUGCUGGCCCAGGGAGAGCACUGGGGCUACCGGGCCCAGGUGGCCGAGCUCCUGCAGGGCUGCCUGCGGCCCGACGUGGCAGUCUGCGCCCGGGUGGUCAACGUCCUGCACUGCCUGCACGAGCUUCAGCACACGGAGCUGGCCCGCAGCGUGGAGGAGGCCAUGGCAAGCGGCGACCUGGCCAGGCUGACUGCCCCGCCACAUCGCGCGGCUCUGGCCUACCUCCUGCAGGUGUCGGACGCCUGCACCCAGGAGGCCAACCUGUCCCUGUUCCUCAGCAAGAGCGUCUUCCAGAGCCUGCUGCCCCAGCUGCUCUACUGCCGGAGCCUGCGGCUGGACGGCAACCAGUUCCAGGACCCCGGGAUGGAGCUGCUGGGCAGCAUGCUGAGUGGGAAGGACUGUCGCGUUCAGAGGAUCAGCUUGGCUGAGAACAAGAUCGGUAACAAAGGUGCCAAAGCCCUGGCCAGAUCCCUCCUGGUCAACAGAAGUCUGACGGCUCUGGACCUCCGCAGUAACUCCAUUGGACCCCAAGGGGCCAAGGCACUGGCAGAUGCUCUAAAGAGGAACCGCACUCUGGCCUCUCUGAGGCCCCCUCCUUGUCCCCACAGCCUCCAGAGCAACACAAUCAGAGAUGAUGGUACCAGGUCUGUGGCUGAGGCCUUGGCCGCCAACCGGACCCUCUCCGCGCUGCACCUGCAGAAGAACACCAUCGGGCCCCGGGGAGCCCAGUGCAUGGCGGACGCCCUGAAGCAGAACAGGAGUCUGAAGGAGCUCAUGUUCUCCAGUAACAGCAUUGGUGAUGGAGGUGCUCAGGCCCUGGCUGAGGCCCUGAAGGUGAACCAGGGCCUGGAGAGCCUGGACCUGCAGAGCAAUUCCAUCAGUGAUGCGGGAGUGGCAGCGCUGAUGGGGGCCCUCUGCGCCAACCGGACCCUCCUUAGUCUCAACCUGCGAGAAAACUCCAUCAGCCCCGAGGGAGCCCAGGACCUGGCUCGAGGUCUCUGCACCAACAGCGUUCUGCGGAACCUGGACCUGACAGCCAACCUCCUCCACGACCAGGGUGCCCAGGCCAUCGCAGUGGCAAUGAGGGAAAACUGCGCCCUCACGUCCCUUCACCUGCAGUGGAACUUCAUCCAGGCGGGGGCUGCCGAGGCCCUGGGACAAGCCCUACAGCACAACAGGAGCCUGACCAGCCUUGAUCUGCAGGAGAACGCCAUUGGGGACGAAGGCGCUUCGGCGGUGGCCAGCGCGCUGAAGGCAAACACGGCCCUCACGGCCCUCUAUCUUCAGGUAGCCUCCAUUGGUGCCCCGGGGGCCCAGGCGCUGGGGGAGGCCCUGGCUGUGAACAGAACCUUGGAGAUUCUCGACUUACGGGGAAACGCCAUUGGGGUCGCCGGAGCCAAGGCCCUCGCCAAUGCUCUGAAGGUCAACGCAAGUCUCCGGAGACUCAAUCUUCAAGAGAAUUCCCUGGGGAUGGACGGCGCGAUAUGCGUUGCCACCGCCCUGUCUGGAAACCACGGGCUCCAGUACAUCAAUCUCCAGGGCAAUCACAUUAGCGAAUCUGGUGUCAGGAUGAUCUCAGAGGCCAUCAAGACAAACGCUCCCUCGUGCACUGUUGAAAUGUGAGCAAAAAACAAGUUCUUGGUGGACCAGACAGGAGGAUGAACAAAGAUGCAGCUGGAAGCUUCUGGGAAAAAAAAGACCAUUUCCCAGUGUCCUUCCUGUGGUCUGGGAAUGAUGCCAACCCACACGAGAGCAGGUCUCCUGCAAGGAGGCAGGAAAGGUUCUGCCAAAGGGGGCCAGGAGCACCUCUCCUGGUCCAGGGUCAGUCCAGGCAGGAGCGAGAUGAAUACUCUGCUUCAGCACAGAGGAGGGAGGAUCUUCUGCUGAGGGACUCGGGGACAUGGGCCCCAAAGCUCAGCAAGCAAAAGGCCAGUCUGAGCUUAUUUAUACCCUGAGGUGCAUGUAAGGCCAAAUGCAGAUGUGAAGUGACUUCCUCUGACAUAGGCAGCAUGAGCAGUCAAUCUAGUCCUCUGCCUCUGAAAUGAGCUGCCAUCUUCAAGCCCAAUAACAGUAUCAAUUUGGCAUCAGUGACAGAGGGUGCUUCUUU